AUGGGCAUUGGUGCGGUAGCAGAACCGUUGGUCGUCGUGACCUUGCUCUUCGGAGGGACCUGGGUGAAUCGCAAUAAAGACUACAAACUUUUCGGUCGACGAAAUUAUCACACACCCUCCCCUCGAUCAGUCUCGCCAGACUCCAAGUCAGGACGCUCCUCGUCAUCAUCAAGCGACUCCCUGCUGGCCAGCAUCGACGAAGUCCCUAAAUGGCGAACACGUGAGCUGCGAGUCUUUGGAUUCCGCAAAGAAGUCACAUCGCCAAACUCAAGGAGGUUCAAGGACUAUUUCCUGAGCCGAUUGCUCCAGAAAUUUCCUUUCCUGGUCGAGGCAUGGUACUGGGCUCUGAUCUACUGGGUCUACCAGCUGGGCCGUGCCUUCAGCGCUGUGACAAUGGUCGAGGGCACUGUGAAUGUCGCCCGCCGCCAUGCCCUGCAACUAAUACACCUUGAGCAAUCUCUCCACAUCUUCUUCGAGCUCGAUGUCCAGCGCUGGUUUCUCCAGCACCCGCUGCUUCUACACUGGACCAACAGGAUAUACAGCUUCAUCCACAUUCCCGGCACCAUCCUCUUCCUCGUGUUCCUCUUCUUCUAUACAACCAUGCAAAACCACGUCUCGCUCCCCACAUAUCACGAGCGAAACCACAAAUCGGCCUCGCCAAACCGCCAACCGCACGGCAGCCCCGCCGGGCCGAAGCUGUACGAAGCGCGCCGCCGCACGAUGGCGACUUGCAACCUGAUCGCCUUCAUAAUUUUCACACUCUGGCCAUGCAUGCCACCGCGCCUGCUGUCCGACCCAGACGUGCCUGGCGCCGUAGGGAAGGAGGCAAGGAGCUUUGGCUUUGUGGAUACAGUGCACGGCGCAGAGGGCGAGAGCUCAGUGUGGACACAGAACAAGUUCUGCAACCAGUACGCAGCGAUGCCGUCCUUGCACUUUGGCUACAGUCUUUUGGUGGGCCUGACGAUCAGCUGUCUUCCUUUGGCAGCGCAGCACCAGCGCUCGAGAACUUUGAGUAUGCGCACACCUUUCGCAGGAAAGACGCUUAGGCUUAGGCUACCAAGCGCUCGUCGUCUUGCCUGCUUGAUUAUCGGCUUUGCGUACCCCGCUGUCAUCCUGGUAGCCAUUGUGGCUACCGCUAACCACUUCGUCCUUGACGCAGUUGCGGGCGCCAUGGUGUGCGGACUAGCGUGGACUGGAAAUCGCGUGCUUCUGAACUUGCUACCGCUGGAGGACUACUUCUUGUGGUGUGUCAGGAUCGACAAGCCGGAGAGGCGAGCGGUGCUGUUGGAGGACGGAGAGGACGACGAGAGAGUGCUGAGCAAAGGUGUUGUCAUUCGAUGA
Didymella exigua CBS 183.55 is the source of this 1341-nucleotide messenger RNA. RefSeq lists its product as uncharacterized. Bases 1 to 1341 code for a protein of 446 amino acids. Gene Ontology annotation, cellular component: inositol phosphoceramide synthase complex. Gene Ontology annotation, molecular function: inositol phosphoceramide synthase activity. The record is from RefSeq and is a predicted model, not a curated record. Gene Ontology annotation, biological process: inositol phosphoceramide metabolic process; sphingolipid biosynthetic process. The transcript has 2 exons. Lineage: Eukaryota; Fungi; Ascomycota; Dothideomycetes; Pleosporales; Didymellaceae.